Molecule: messenger RNA, 3142 nt
Organism: Musa acuminata subsp. malaccensis (wild Malaysian banana)
Lineage: Eukaryota; Viridiplantae; Streptophyta; Magnoliopsida; Zingiberales; Musaceae
Source: RefSeq, a predicted model, not a curated record
GCCCAUCUUCCUUGGUUGGGGCCGCAAGGCAACUUGCACGAAGAUCAAAGCAGCCGGCCCUAUUUCUUGGUUUCGUUUGGUCUCCGAGGAGGCGAGGCGGUGUUGACAGGGAAGAAGCUGUCCGAUCGAUUGGUGUCGACUCCUCCUGCGAUCGCGCCCGUAGUCGUCGAUGCAAGCAAGUAAUCCUCUGGAAUUCUUGAUAUUUCCCUUCUUUUGCGCGGACCGGUUAGAAUUUGUGAUGGUUUAAGGCUUGUGGUAUUGAAUCUGGAGGGGAAUACGAUGGUGUUCCCGUCGCAUCUCUGGAUUCCGGAUCGCAAGCAUGGUCUGCACCGCGAGUUGUUCGCAUUUGAUUCAUUAUAACGCUUGUUGUAUUAUUCGUAGAGACACAAUUAUGCAGUUUGGAUGCGUUUUCUGAAGAGAAAUUUUGAUCACAUUGUAAUAAUUACAUCAAUUGAUGCGCUUGGUUUUGAUUACAGUAUUAUUACUUCCUCUCACAUUUAGUUUCCUUCUCAAAGUUUCAAUCUUUGAGUCUGCUAUGUGCUUCUUUGCAUACUAUGUAUCAUCUUUUCUCAGCCAAUUGACAUUCUGUGGCAUAUUUUGCUUGCAAAACGUGAAUAGAAAGGCAGUAUCUUUUGCUCCACACACAAAGGUUCUUUAUAUCAGCACUUGCUUGUGAUAGAGAGACGGGGAGAGGGUGAGUGGAACUAAAACAUGCACUGACGUGCGGGCGGGCGCAGGCUUUAGAGUAAGAAGUGGAUUUAGGGUUUUGAUAUUCGUGCAGAUAUUGGAUUUUUAUAGAAUUCAAUCGGACUUUACGGAUUUUUUGUUGUUGUAGAUUUAUGAAGAUAUUGCAUCACUUAGUACUCAUCUUUUAUCUCCUUAUUAUGAUUAACACCAAUUUACUGCAAUAGGAUCUUAUUAUGCAUGUAUUGCACUUGGAAUAACCUUAAUUGAUUCUCCUCAUUUGUUACCUCAAAAGUCUCUGCUAACCCAUAGAGCUUAGCAGUUUGACGUUCAUCUGUUGAGAGUGAGAAGUGGAUUUAGGGUUUUGACACACACUCAAGUAUUGCAUCACUUACUACCAUAGUGCAGCAGUUUUUGUCUUGUUCCAAUAAGCACCACUUUGGUGCAGUAUGAUAUUAUUGCCUAUAUUGUCACAAGUGAUUCUCCUCUUUUGCUACCUCAAAAUAUAUAAAACCAUUUAUUUUACAGUCAGUACAGCUUUGUAGAUUUUUAGUUUUGUAAAGGUCUCAUCAGGUUUUUGGAUUGAUGCUAUCAUGUAUAUGGUUACUUAGAAGUUUUCUAUGAUGCAAUCUCAAAAUCCAUCAUACACCACAUCUUCUAAAGGUUAUCGUGAACAUCAUAAAAUCAGGCUAGAAACUUUAUGCUAUUUUUUUUUCUUUAAAUUAUUUUUCCACCUUGUUGCAUUGACCAUAACAGAAUGGCUCAGUACAUGCUACAAAGAUUACAUUAGAACAAUAUGGAGCAAUUCCAAUGUGGGGGAAAAAAAGGUACAAUUGAACUAAAAUAGAAAUUUUCUAUGAUGCAAUCUCAAAAUCCAUCAUACACCACAUCUUCUAAAGGUUAUCGUGAACAUCAUAAAAUCAGGCUAGAAACUUUAUGCUAUUUUUUUUCUUCUUUAAAUUAUUUUUCCACCUAGUUGCAUUGACCAUAAAAGAAUGGCUCAGUACAUGCUACAAAGAUUACAUUAGAACAAUAUGGAGCAAUUCCAAUGUGGGGGGGAAAAAGGUACAAUCGAACUAAAAUAGAAGUUUUCUAUGAUGCAAUCUCAAAAUCCAUCAUACACCACUUCUUCUAAAGGUUAUCGUGAACAUCAUAAAACCAGGCUAGAAACUUUAUGCUAUUUUUUUUUCUUUAAAUUAUUUUUCCACCUAGUUGCAUUGACCAUAAAAGAAUGGCUCAGUACAUGCUCCAAAGAUUACAUUAGAACAAUAUGGAGCAAUUCCAAUGUGGGAGGAAAAAAGGUACAAUUGAACUAAAAUAGUGGAGCCAUUUUUGAAGCUAUUUUCUAGUGGUUCAUUUCAUAAUGUUAUUUAUCUAGUGUCAUGCGCUAUCUAUUACAUGGUGAAGUUAACUUUUCAGAGUACAUUGAUAUUAAUAUUGAAUUAGAACAAAAUGGAGCAAUUGCAAUGUGGGGAAAAAAAAGGUUACAAUUGAACUUAAAAUAGCAGAGCCAUUUAGAAGGUAUUUUUUGCAGUAGUUAUUUUCAUAAUGUUAUUUAUGUAGUGUCAUUUGCUAUCUAUUAGAUGGUGAAGUUAACUUUCGAUGAUGGAGCUACAGAUGGAAUGCAUGAGCAACUUGGAAGUGAGCUUCUGCAAUGGAGGCAGUGGCAACUAUUGGAUUCGGUCCUUCCGACCGGUGGCUUUGCUCAUUCUUAUGGACUUGAAGCUGCCAUCCAAACUACUUUUGUGACGAACCCCAUAGAUCUUAAGUCCUAUAUUGUACAAGUCUUGGAGAAUACUGGCAGCCUACUUCUUCCCUUUGUAUAUUGUGCCUGCAAGUCUCCGGACAUUGUUGCCUGGUCUAAGCUGGAUAGGUUGCUCGAAGCAACCUUAACGAAUGAAGUCAGUAGAAAAGCAUCAGCAUCUCAAGGAUCAGCACUUCUAAGAGUAGCGGCAUCGGUAUAUCUCGAGGUUCCAUCUCUCAAAGAAAUGAGAGACAAAUUCUUGGGGUCAGGAUCUGUUUAUUUCCAUCAUGCGCCUAUUUUUGGUCUCAUAUGUGGAUUUCUUGGAUUUGAUAGCAGUACCACGCAGAGGAUGUAUAUGUUCAUGGCAAUGAGAGAUGUUAUUUCUGCUGCGACGAGAUUAAAUUUGGUCGGGCCUCUCGGAGCAUCAGUGUUACAACACCAACUCGCCUUGGUUGCUGAAGAGAUGAUGAAGAAGUGGAUGGACCGACCUGUCGAUGAAGCAUGCCAGGUUGCUCCUAUGCUUGAUGUUGUGCAAGGUUGUCACCAAUACUUAUUCUCAAGACUGUUUUGCUCUUGAUAUCAUGUUAGGGUUGCAGAACACUGCCAAGUAUAUAUUGAAUUUUUGCAGGUUUCAUCAAUCCACAGUAGGAAUUGAUUUUUGAUGAACAAACAAAUGUGAACUUGUAGCCAAGAAAAUUAUCCUUAUUUGGUUUA